Oryza sativa Japonica Group (Japanese rice) is the source of this 1175-nucleotide messenger RNA. RefSeq lists its product as uncharacterized. Gene Ontology annotation, biological process: protein neddylation. The record is from RefSeq and is a predicted model, not a curated record. Lineage: Eukaryota; Viridiplantae; Streptophyta; Magnoliopsida; Poales; Poaceae. Gene Ontology annotation, molecular function: ubiquitin conjugating enzyme binding; cullin family protein binding; ubiquitin-like protein binding. Gene Ontology annotation, cellular component: ubiquitin ligase complex.
AAAAAAGAAAGCGAGGGGUAGCAAAGCCAGCCAGGCGAGGGAGGAAGGAAGGAAGAAGAGCAGGAGGAGCCCAACGCCCGCGAAACCCUAGCCCUCGCGCUCGCCCACCGCCUUCCUCUCCCCCCCUACCCUACCCCGAGCUCGCCACCCGAUCCGAUCGAAGAUGCAUAAGCUGGGGAGAGGAAGCCGCGACAAGGUGCAGCAGUUCAUGACCAUAACUGGUGCGAGUGAGAAGGUCGCCCUUCAGGCCCUGAAAGCUAGUGAUUGGCACUUGGAAGGAGCUUUUGAUUUUUUCUACAGCCAACCACAAAUUUCUCUGACGAACUCUCGGCAUCUUGAAGAUCUGUACAACAGAUACAAAGAACCUGAUGUUGAUAUGAUCAUGGUGGAAGGUGUAUCUCAGUUUUGCACUGAUCUUCAGGUGGAUCCCCAGGAUAUUGUUAUGCUUGUCAUAUCAUGGCACAUGAAAGCUGCCACAAUGUGUGAAUUUACUCGCCAGGAAUUCAUUGGUGGACUGCAGUCAAUUGGGGUGGAUUCAAUUGAAAAGCUCCGUGAGAAAUUGCCAUCUUUACGGGCUGAGAUAAAAGAUGACCAUAAAUUCCGUGAGAUAUACAACUUUGCUUUUGCUUGGGCUAGGGAAAAGGGUCAAAAAUCUCUCGCACUGGAGACUGCUCUUGGAAUGUGGCAGUUGCUCUUUGCUGAAAGGCACUGGCCCCUUAUCGACCAUUGGUGCCAGUUUUUACAGGUGAGGCAUAAUAAAGCCAUUUCUAGGGACACAUGGUCUCAACUGUUGGAAUUUGUCAAGACGAUCGAUCCACAGUUAUCCAACUACGACGAAGAAGGUGCUUGGCCCUACCUAAUAGAUGAAUUUGUGGAGUACCUAACCGAGAAUGGAUUCGUUCAGCUUAGGAAGUGAACAAUGGGAGGCCCACAUUCUCACUACUUCAAAUACAAUCAUGAUUGGGCUGUACAAACGUGUGAGAUUCAUCUCGGUCUAUACAGUGUUCAGGGCUUGGCCUUGGCGUUCUUGCGCAACUGAUCGCAAACAGUGGACAUGUAUCCUUACGUGAUGACAUUUGCUCGCGCAAGGGGACGAUUUGAUUUGGGAAGUGGUGACUGCCAUUGUGGAAUUAUCACUUACGGUUUAUUUAAUAUAUAUUGUGGUCGGCGCAGAA